AUUAACCGCGCAGACCAAACUCAAGGUUAAAGGGUCGUGAGUGGCAUUACAAGUAUCCAUAUUAGUCGAUCGAAUCUGUUUUAUACUCCAAAUGGAUGAAUUCGAGGAGUACAGAAAUCCACUUACUAAGAGAUAUGCAAGCCGUGAAAUGGUGUGCAAUUUCGGAGAAAAGCGAAAAGUAAUCCUCUGGCGUCAACUGUGGAUAUGGUUAGCAGAAACACAAAAAGAGUUGGGAUUCGAUAUCACAGACGAACAGAUUGAUGAAAUGAAAAGUCAAAGGGAUUUAGUCGAUUUCGGGACUGCCGCAGCUGAAGAAAAGGCUCGGCGACAUGACGUGAUGGCGCAUGUAUACACUUUUGCUUUAGCUUGUCCAAAAGCUGCACCAAUCAUUCACCUCGGUGCAACAUCAUGUUUUGUUGGUGAUAAUGCCGAUUUAAUCAUGCUUAAGGAUGGUUUAAAUAUACUUUUACCGAAGGUUGCUAGAUGUAUUGACCGGUUAGCUAAAAAAGCUAUGUUGCACAAGAGUUUAAUAUGCCUCGCUCGCACCCAUUUGCAGCCCGCUCAACCUACUACAAUGGGUCGUAGAAUAUGUAUGUGGAUACAAGAUUUGUUAUUAGAUUUAGAGAAUCUAGAAAGGUUGAAGAACCACACAAUUCGUUUUCGUGGUGCUAAGGGUGCAGUAGGAACCCAAGCAUCUUUUAUGGAUCUAUUUCAAGGUGAUCAUCAAAAGGUUAUCAAAUUGGACGAAAUCUUAACCCAAAAGUCUGGAUUCCAGCGUUCCUGGUGUGUAACUGGUCAAACUUAUCCAAGAAAAGUAGACAGUGAGAUCUCUAACGUGUUGUCGAAUAUAGGUGCAACUGUUCAUAAAAUAUGCACCGAUAUACGACUGCUGAGUAGUUUUCACGAAGUUGAGGAACCUUUUGAAACCAAACAAAUCGGUUCAAGUGCAAUGCCAUAUAAACGUAAUCCUAUUCGUUCAGAAAGAGCAUGUUCUUUAGCACGUUAUCUAAUGCAUAUAUCGACUUCCAUGGUUUCUACAGCAUCUGUUCAGUGGCUUGAACGUUCAUUAGAUGAUUCAGCUAUUCGUAGGAUUGUUCUCCCAGAAGCUUUUCUUGCAGCCGAUGCAUGUCUUACUUUGCUACAAAACAUAGCUGAAGGAUUAAUAGUGUACCCAAUGGUGAUGGAAGCUAAUUUAAAUUCUGAACUUCCUUUCCUCGUUGUUGAACGUAUUUUGGUCAAAAUGGUGUCUGAAGGCGCAGCCAACCGUCAGGAAUGCCAUGAACGCCUUCGUAAGCAUAGUCAUGAAGCUGCUGCAGAAAUUAAAUUAAAGGGUUUAAAAAAUAGUCUCAUGGAUAAGUUACUCAACGAUGAUUAUUUUACCCCGAUACAUUCGUUACUUCCAAAUUUAUUAGAUCCAUCUUAUAUGAUCGGUCGUGCUGUUGAACAGGUGGAAGUAUUCUUAGACACUGAAGUUGACCCAGCAAUUCACUCAUACAAAGAUUCUUUAGCAUUGAACAGUAAUAUCACAAUUUGAUAUGACAACUUUAUAAAUAGUCAAAUUGUAGUUAACUUUUACUUCCGUUCAUUUCUCUUGACAUGUUUGAAUAAUUAACUUUUGUUAUGGAUUUUUACUGCAAUUUUUCAAUUCUUUUGUUUUUAAUAUUGCUCUGAUUUCCUCCUUUUUUCCAUAAUAUUCAUUAAUUUGAUCCAAUCUUUAUGUGGUAUCUAUAAAAUUAAUUUUUAGAGUUCCAUGAUAUUGUUGAACGUUGAUUAGCCAAAUCAUGGUAUGUUACAAUGUUAUGGUCAAAUUGUAUAAGUCAUCAAAUAUAGCUCC
Messenger RNA from Schistosoma haematobium, 1834 nucleotides. RefSeq lists its product as uncharacterized. Gene Ontology annotation, molecular function: (S)-2-(5-amino-1-(5-phospho-D-ribosyl)imidazole-4-carboxamido) succinate lyase (fumarate-forming) activity; N6-(1,2-dicarboxyethyl)AMP AMP-lyase (fumarate-forming) activity. NCBI's taxonomy places the organism in Eukaryota, Metazoa, Platyhelminthes, Trematoda, Strigeidida, Schistosomatidae. The coding region runs from base 92 to 1534 and encodes 480 amino acids. Gene Ontology annotation, cellular component: cytosol. The transcript has 9 exons. Gene Ontology annotation, biological process: 'de novo' AMP biosynthetic process. The record is from RefSeq and is a predicted model, not a curated record.